UACAAUAACAGCCAACUAGUCUAUACUGAGAGGACUGAGAAGUUAAACCAUUCAACAUGGACAAGAGAAUCCUUUGUUUGGUAUUUUUUCUAAGCUAUUUUCAUGGAUCCUCUGCACAGGUUUCUACAACUGCAUCACUAAAUGCUACAGAGGCAGCUUCAACACCAGUGGAAACAACUACUGUGAAUCCAUUAACUGCAGUAAUAACAGCUGAGCCGCCAACAAGUUCAAAUGAAAAUGCCACUGUGGCUUCUGCAAACAUAACAACUACAGCCACAACAACAGCUGAGGAAACUACAGCCUCAACUGAUGUCCCAGCAACAACAGUUGCAACUCCAGUCCUAACAACCCUAGCUCCAAACCCAACAACAGAUGAGGUAACUACAACCUCAACAUUAGCUGAAACAGCUACUGUCUCAACAACGACUACAGCAACAACGGCUGCAGCUUCAGCAGCAAUAGAUUUGACAACUACCACCCCAACAACAGAAGCAGUCCCAACACCUGAGGAAACUACAGCUGCAACAACUGUUGUCCCGGACACAACAACAGCUGUAGCAUCAACAGUUGCUACGUCACCUGCAGUCCCAACACCUGAGGAAACUACAGCUGCAACAACUGUUGUCCCGGACACAACAACAGCUGUAGCAUCAACAGUUGCUACGUCACCUGCAGUCCCAACACCUGAGGAAACUACAGCUGCAACAACUGUUGUCCCGGACACAACAACAGCUGUAGCAUCAACAGUUGCUACGUCACCUGCAGUCCCAACACCUGAGGAAACUACAGCUGCAACAACUGCUGCACCAACUACCACAGCUGUGCUUCCAGCCACAACAAAUUUAGCUUCAACUACUUUUGCAGACACAUCUACAGCCCCAAAUAAUAUGACAACUGCAGGCCUACCCCUAACCACAACCCCACUCUACAGCAUGACAACAGUGACAGGGGGAACCACAACUAAAGGGUUUUAUCUAGCACACCUACAGAUGAAGUUAACAUCUUAUGGAGAGCUCAGCAAUGUAACCAUCAUUGAACUUGUCAAUCAGUUUUUCAGAGACCAGAUCCUGAAUGGAACAUCUGACACUAUCACUGUAAAAAGCAUUCAAAAGGUUCAAGGUGGCUGAUAGAAUUUUAUCUGUACAGAAGCUACAAAUGAAGGGCAUCUCUACACGGAAAUGCUGGUAGUAUUUUUUUAAUGUGUGAGACAUUUAUUCCCCUUGGUUCCUCAUACAUUUUUGCUUGCUUAAAGAUUAACGAAUCAUUGUGCUACACUAUCUAUCGCUAUAUAUAUCUGAAAUUAUUUUUGAGUGAACAAAAACUUUAGGAUUAAUACUAAGUCCCCUUUUCAGGGAAUACUUGAAGUACUACAUUGGCUCCAGUAUGCAGUACAAUAGGAAUAACAGACUGAACAACGUGAUGUGUGGUUAUUCCCAAGCUUUGCAAUAGGAGAAGUAAAUGUCAUACCAACAGCCAUGACAACCAGGAAAUAGUGCAAAAAUAUAGUGGAUUGCUGGCUUACACGUCCCUUUCAUUAUGCAUUAACAAGGAAAUUGGCAACGAUAACUCUGGUGAGUUAUUCUUGCAAUUAUCUUUGACUAUUGUAACCUGAAACAAGGAAAUAACUUAUAUUUAAGCUUUUCUUUUUAUGUGAAUGGUGUUUGUGGUAAAAUCCAAGGCAUGCAGACUCAUUUAUAAAAUGUUUCUAUUGGGUGAACGAUCUCUUGUGCAAACUUAACUUCUCUGUUGUGAGAUUGCCAUAAGAUUAUGGAAAAAUAUAAAAAAAAAUGACAAAUGGAGAAAAACCUUGUCAUUAAUUACGAGAAAAACCUACUCAGUCUUAUGAAAAGAAGAAUUUAAAAAAAGAAGUUCGUCAUGAAACUGGUCUGUUUCUCUGAUCAACACCCACUGAAAAAUUCAAAGGUAAUCUAAUCUGAUCCAGCAUCAUUCUGACAUACUUUUCAUUUUUGUUGGGAUAGAUGACACUUGUAAUGGUUGUCUACUGCGCUGCUUUGUGUUUCAAAUGCUGCAGAUAACACAUGAUCACAUUACAUUAUAUUUCUCAGAAUCUGUUGUAGAUUAAAGAUGAAGUGUCUGUGUGGA
This is a messenger RNA of Melanotaenia boesemani (Boeseman's rainbowfish), 2103 nucleotides long. RefSeq names its product mucin-2-like. Lineage: Eukaryota; Metazoa; Chordata; Actinopteri; Atheriniformes; Melanotaeniidae. The coding region runs from base 57 to 1127 and encodes 356 amino acids. The record is from RefSeq and is a predicted model, not a curated record. The transcript has 4 exons.